AUGGCAAAGAGUGCAACGAGUGCAGAGAAGGGCAUGGAUUUAGGGGUGGCCGACCGAGAGGAUGAUAUGCGAGUCGCAAGGCAGUACAGAAGCCAUGGAGGGAAGAUUCAUCUGGGGGUCAAGCAACAGGCAGUAGAACCUUCUGACCGAAGCCAGACGUUUUUGGAGCAGUUCUUACGCCAGACUGAACCUCCGGAAAGGGCAAUCAUGUCUGAAGACAUUGUUGACGUUGCGGUCGACGAAGAAAUAGAUGAAGAAGAGGAGGAGGAGGAGGAGAAGGAUGUAACGGAUGAAGAUGGAGGGCGAUCGCAUGAAGACGACGAUAUUAUUUAG
Molecule: messenger RNA, 333 nt
Organism: Fusarium oxysporum Fo47
Lineage: Eukaryota; Fungi; Ascomycota; Sordariomycetes; Hypocreales; Nectriaceae
Exons: 3
Coding region: 1-333 (110 amino acids)
Source: RefSeq, a predicted model, not a curated record